Messenger RNA from Spodoptera litura, 1470 nucleotides. It is a transcript of the gene Rchy1, whose product is annotated as Ring finger and CHY zinc finger domain containing 1. The record is from RefSeq and is a predicted model, not a curated record. Gene Ontology annotation, molecular function: zinc ion binding; ubiquitin protein ligase activity. Gene Ontology annotation, biological process: protein ubiquitination; ubiquitin-dependent protein catabolic process. Gene Ontology annotation, cellular component: nucleus. NCBI's taxonomy places the organism in Eukaryota, Metazoa, Arthropoda, Insecta, Lepidoptera, Noctuidae.
GAUAGGAUUGCUAUGCUUAAAAAUGUAAAAUUAAUGGAAAGUUACACAAAUCAGCCAGAUGUCAUUGUCAUGUCAUGUAAAGCAAAUAAAAUGUUGUUCAAUACGGUCCACUAUAAUAAUUGAAAGAAUCCAUUGAAUGACGUGCUGAGACCUUGGAGUGUUGUUAUCAGGAAGUGCAUUAGUGUAUUUGCCGAAAAAAUGUCCACGCAGAACGAAGAAACGGUGGAUAUUAACGGUGCCGCAAACUCAGAGCCGAGCAAAGAAAAACGCAUCGGUUGCGCUCAUUACAAACGUCGUGCAAAGUUCGUGACACCAUGCUGCAACAAGGUGUAUGUAUGCCGCUACUGCCAUGAUGAGAAUGAGCAGCAUUACUUCAACAGGAAAUCUGUCACAGAGCUGAUAUGCACAGAAUGUGACAAGAGACAAAAAGUUCAGGAGGAGUGCGAGAACUGCGGUGUGCGGUUUGGAAAGUACACAUGCCUGAUCUGCAAUCUGUUCGACGAUGAUGACAAGCGCCAGUAUCACUGCGAGGGCUGCGGUAUCUGCCGCGUGGGGGGACGCGACCGGUUCUUCCACUGCGAGCGAUGCAACAUGUGUCUGCCGGUGCAGCUGCAACAAGUCGGACAUAGGUGCGUGGAAAACGUGUCCCGGUCGAACUGCCCGGUGUGCUUAGAGGACAUCCAUACAUCCCGCAUCCCGUGCCACAUCCCGGACUGUGGCCACUUGCUGCACCGGCCGUGCUUCGAGCAACUACUGCACUCUGGCCACUACGCCUGCCCCACCUGCCAGACUAGCAUGAUCGAUAUGACUAAUCUGUGGAGUUAUUUAGACUCUGAAGUGGCAGCUACGCCGAUGCCGCCGGAGUACGCGGACUACAAGGCGACCAUACUCUGCAAGGAUUGUCAUAAGUUAUCGACGGUAAAGUUCCACGUGGUGGGUCUGAAGUGCCAACACUGCGGCGCCUACAACACAUGCCAGACCAACGGGUUCCAUAAGGACUCAAACAGCACGCAAGCCGGCGACUCGUCGACCGCUACAUCAACGUCGACUAGUCGCAGCGGAUCGUCGUCUGCGACAUUCCCAGAAACGCGCGAAGAAACGCAAAAUGAUGAAUUGCCGCGCGCCAACCCAAUGGACGAGCCGCCGCAAGCUUGACACAUCAUGUAGACGCUUGCGACACGACUGAUCGCAACAGUCACACUUGUCGCACGACAAGUCGCAUCUUUUAUAAGGUGAUGUUAAUUAUUGUCUUUAUUUUUUAGAUUGUCGCACGUAUGGUUGUCGUGUCGGUCGUCCGAUUUCAUUGUUGUCCGAUAAGUUGAAAGCAAUUUGACAUAUCUUGUGAAUUAUAUUUAUUUAAUUUUAUCGUCUAGUUACAUAUUGUAUUUUAGGGAUUUUUUCGUCUGGCAAUACCUGUGUUCUGUGAAUAUUUUUGUUUUGUAUCUGAUUGAGGUUUUUUAUUGUAAAAUG